Messenger RNA from Selaginella moellendorffii, 688 nucleotides. Its product is annotated as 60S ribosomal protein L6. Gene Ontology annotation, biological process: cytoplasmic translation; ribosomal large subunit assembly. Gene Ontology annotation, cellular component: ribosome; cytosolic large ribosomal subunit. The transcript is spliced from 4 exons. The coding region runs from base 70 to 591 and encodes 173 amino acids. Gene Ontology annotation, molecular function: RNA binding; structural constituent of ribosome. NCBI's taxonomy places the organism in Eukaryota, Viridiplantae, Streptophyta, Lycopodiopsida, Selaginellales, Selaginellaceae. The record is from RefSeq and is a predicted model, not a curated record.
UUAGGGUUAGGGUUUAGUAGAUCGAACGGCUAGGACGGCUUGGGCAUUAGGGUUCUUGUGUGCGCAGCGAUGGUGACGGCGGCGAAGGAGGAUGCGGCCAAGCCCAAGUCUAAGUACUACCCAGCCGACGAUGAGCCAGUGCGCCGCACUCUCAGACGCAAGCUCCGUCCCACGAAGCUGAGAUCGAGCAUCACACCCGGCACGGUGCUCAUCCUCCUCGCGGGUAAAUACAAGGGGAAGCGCGUCGUCUUCCUCAAGCAGCUCACAUCUGGGCUCCUCCUCGUCACGGGGCCGCGAGCUCUCAACGGCGUCCGGCUCAAGAGGGUGAACCAGGCGUACGUGAUUGCCACUUCCACCAAGAUCGACAUCUCUUCCUUGGAUGUCGCCAAGUACGACGAUGGCUUCUUCAAGAAAUUGAAGCAAGGGGAGGAGGUGACCCCCGAGAUGAAACAGGCGAGAAAGGAAGAACAAGAGGCCGUGGACAAGGUCGUGGUCGGCGUGAUCAAGCAGGGAGAGCCCGAGUUGGCUCAGUACAUCUCGGCGAGGUUUAGCUUGAAGCGUGGAAUGAAGCCUCACGAGCUUGUUUUCUAGAAAACUUGAGCGAGCUUCUUUCAUUCAGUGAUAACUCUAAAGAUCAAGCAUUUUGGAACUGUUUUCUCUUUGUCAAACUGCAAAAGUUUUCCUCUAA